CGUUGUGGGUUAUAAAUCAAAAGUAGACACGCGGGAAAUCUCAUACGUACCUACAUAUCCCAUACAUAUCCCAUACAUAUUCCAUACCACCUUUCCCGGGCCAUGGCAGGGGGAUAGUGCUGUACUCGCUUCUGCAUAUCCGCGAUAGCCUUCACGUCGUGUAGACCACUACCUUAAACUGCCUUGAACUACCUUAGACUACCUUAGCGACUUAGCAGCUUACCUACCUACUUCAGGUAGCUUGUGCCCAACGACACAUCCACUCCCCUCCUAUUCGUCUUUUGGUCGUCUAACACGGCAUUCGUCUAUUUGACUCGCGCCAUCUACGCACUACACCAUCCGCGCGUGUGUUUGUUGUAUGACAGCCCAACUCGAGCACACAACACUGCCGUCAGCGUUGGGCUUCAUUCGGUAACCUGAGUUUGGUCUCUACGGAACAGCGAGGCGAGAAUCAACGUGGCCGCCAGUCCUUCAGUAUGAGGUAGCCAUUAUACCCUGACGAGGAGUGCCUAACGAUAUGCAUCCCGCACCGUCCUUGGCAGAGUCGUUCCCCAAAAGCACCAAGACGGAUGAUAGAUCUCAACAUGUUUACGAGACUCCCCAGCAGCCUCGCCUGGCACACGCCGCCCACCUUGGACCCCCCGAGCCCUUGAAGAUCGAGAAUCACUCGGAUCAUUCUGUCAGUCAGUCUUCGCCGCCCAUGAGGAAAGAUACGGCUUCCAGCACUUCGACCAAUGCUUCCGACACGACUGUCGUUACGGCUACAUCGACUGACACUUCCACUACAGCCUACAGUGUCGAGUCGUCACAGUCUAUCUUUUCCGUCAAAGAUGGUUCGGAAAUUUCGAGUAACCGUCGAGCAAGCCGUCGACGAACUGGUCCUCUCUCCGCGGCGCAAAGAGAGAAGGCUGCGCUGAUUCGCAAGUUGGGCGCUUGCCCUGAUUGCCGUAGACGCCGAGUCGCUUGCCAUCCCAACCAUCAUAACAUGUCAUGGGAAGAGGCGGUACAAAAGUAUCGCUCUUCUAGCCCGCUUCAGGAGCUCGCAACUCUGGCUGGGCGGCCAAUAAGUCCGGCCCCAAGCCAGAUGAGGCCACCUCCUCCCCCUUAUGCUCAAAACUCGCAGGAAAUGGACGUUGAUCCCCCAGCUGCUCCCCUUAAUCCACGGACCACUUCAGGUCGGACGUCUCCGAACGAGACGAGGAUUAACAGAACACCCCUUCCCUCUGGACCCAGGAUAGAUAGGCAUCUCUCGAUGCCGAGCCCUCUUACAGCGUCUCAGUCACCGUACUCGAUACCGCACCUUGGUUCAGUCAAGCACGACCUAGAAGGCAUAGCUUCCAAGAUUCUCUCUUCGCCAUAUAGGAGUCGUUAUUCUAAUGUCUACGCGCUCCUAAUCUAUUGGCAAGACGAGCAUGAAUCGAGCAUAGCAGGGGCUGUGGAAGAGCUGGCCGAGGUGUUCCAAAAGUGUUAUCAUUAUCUGCCUGAAAUCAUCAAAAUUCCCUCUGCAGCACGAAAUGGUUACUCUAACCCUUGGAGAUGGCUGUCCAGGAUAAUCAACGAGUUCGUCGACAAAAGCGACACCAGGGACACUCUGAAGAUCGUAUAUUACAACGGAUUUAGCUAUUUGGAUGACAAUCGAGAGAUGGUAUUAUCAAGUUCCAGAAACCGAGAGAAAGGCGAAACAAUCCGCUGGAGUGGCAUCCAGCAUAUAUUGGAAGAAGCCAAUUCGGACACAUUAAUCCUCAUGGACUCCAUAUACUAUCCCGCGACAAAGAUGGUCCGUCGAAGAGGUGUGCUGGAACUCAUAGCAGCCUCGGCACCAGAGGAUUAUUACCAUCUUCUCGAACGCGGCGUCUUCACCAGGGCACUAACGGAGCAGCUUCGCACACGAACAAUCCAGCAUUUUCCUAACACACUCUCAGCAGCCGAAUUACAUUCGAAGCUGCUUUCCCUCCUUCCAAAAAUUAUCCUCGACAGGCAUCCAGAAAAGGGAGCGACGACGGCAAUUCCAUCCCCUUUGCACAUGCAGACCUCGGGCAAUGCCCGGUUACCUUCUAUUACGUUAUCACCACUGCCGCUACAACUCCCGAAACCGCUCUCGAACUCGGACACAAACCACGCAGGCCCGCAAGUGACGCUGCAAAUCAGGCUCACGGACGAAUCGCUUAGUCUCGAGAACUGGACCGAGUGGUUUCGGAUGAUGCCCGAAGGCAUUCGUGACGUGAAAGUCGACGGUCCCUAUACGUUUAGAUGAACGACGGUGUACCGGAACUUGCUGGCCCUAUCACGUCGUCUUGAAUUUCUUCCAUUUUCUUUCCUCAUAAAGAAUUCAUUGGAGAAAAAAGCAUCCUUAUUUUUUUAAACAAUCAUGACGCUACGAUCUACUCUCCCCUAUAUUCUAUAUAUUUGAAGUUUUCAUAUCGGCCUAGUUCAAGGCAGGAAUGAAGAAUGGAAUGGCUUUGUUGUAAUUCUUGUUUUCUUGCUUCUCCGCCUACGAUAUCCGUGCUGCGCUAGAGUAUUUUUACGACUCUCUGAUAAUGGACAACAAUU
Xylaria bambusicola is the source of this 2550-nucleotide messenger RNA. RefSeq lists its product as uncharacterized. Lineage: Eukaryota; Fungi; Ascomycota; Sordariomycetes; Xylariales; Xylariaceae. The transcript has 3 exons. The record is from RefSeq and is a predicted model, not a curated record. The coding region runs from base 518 to 2254 and encodes 578 amino acids.